Lottia gigantea (owl limpet) is the source of this 1143-nucleotide messenger RNA. RefSeq lists its product as hypothetical. The record is from RefSeq and is a predicted model, not a curated record. The transcript has a single exon. Bases 1 to 1143 code for a protein of 380 amino acids. NCBI's taxonomy places the organism in Eukaryota, Metazoa, Mollusca, Gastropoda, Lottiidae. Gene Ontology annotation, cellular component: cytoskeleton.
AUGGCCAGCAUCGUGGAGAGAGACAGCCAAAGAAAUGAGCACGCUAAACAGCAGCAUAUUCAUGAGGCUAUGAGAGAGACCAAGGACCAACAGAAAAUGGACAUCAUGAAGUUGAAUCUGAUGAUUAACCAAGCAGAAGAACAAAUGGUGAAGUUACGCAAACGGUACGAAGUUGCUGUGCAAAAUCGUAAUGAGCGAGGCUUGAAAUUAAUCGAACGUGAUGAAGAAGUAUGCAUCUUUUAUGAGAAGGUCAACAUUCAGGAUCAGAUGAUACGAAAUGGUGAGGUGGAGAUGAAGGCCAGGGAGGAAGAGAUUAGGUUUUUGAAGAUGAAGCUAGCUGAAGAGAAACGUAGCAUGGGUCUACUGUCCAAGUCCUUGCCUGAGAAACGAAAACUGGGUGGGGAGUUGGUGGACCUUCAGAUUGAGUUGCAAAAGAUUCAAGAUCAUCUUCUGACUCUGGAGAAGAACCUGGAGAAUCCAAAUGAUGACAAACGGGUCAGAUAUAUUGAUGGAAAAGAUCCAAGUCCACCUGAGAUGCAGGCAAAGAUUGAAGAGCUGGAACUGAGACUAGCAGAAACUGAGGAACAACUGCUAGAAAAGGCACUGAUCUUUGAACAGACCAACAGAAUUGUAGGUAGAAUCAAAGGCAAAGCAGAAAGUGGCAAAGAAGAUACUUUGAAUUUAGCCAAAAAUGUCAACGAAGUUCAGAGUCGAAUCAAAGAUACAACUCGCAAGAUGAUGGCCUUGGUCUCUGAGCUGUCCAUGAAUCAAGCUAAUGCCAUGAAACUUCAACAAAAGCUAAAAGAAAAUGAGGUAGAAUUAGAACAGUGUUAUAUAAGAAUGGAGAAGGGUGAACCACCAUCAGACGUGAUUGAUCAGGACUGGUUGAGAUUCUUACGAGAUCAAGAACGCCGAGCUUAUGAGAAAGAAGAAAGAAUGAUAGCUGAAGAGGAAGGAGAACAAUACAAAAUUGCUGGAGGUCUUUAUACUACAGCUGAUCCUCGUCCUAAUGCUUAUAUUCCUGAUGAUGAUGAUCUGCCUAUUCCACGACCCUACGGUUCACAUGCUCCAUUUAAACCGGUUGAACCAGGUUCUUCGAUGAGACACAUUCGUAAACCAAUACCUAAACCAAUUGAAAUAUAG